Archocentrus centrarchus (flier cichlid) is the source of this 1882-nucleotide messenger RNA. RefSeq names its product abhydrolase domain containing 12, lysophospholipase (gene abhd12). Lineage: Eukaryota; Metazoa; Chordata; Actinopteri; Cichliformes; Cichlidae. Gene Ontology annotation, cellular component: endoplasmic reticulum membrane. Gene Ontology annotation, molecular function: monoacylglycerol lipase activity; phosphatidylcholine lysophospholipase A1 activity. The transcript is spliced from 14 exons. Gene Ontology annotation, biological process: monoacylglycerol catabolic process; phosphatidylserine catabolic process. The record is from RefSeq and is a predicted model, not a curated record. Bases 221 to 1396 code for a protein of 391 amino acids.
AAACCUCCGUGAACGCGCCUUGCUCCGUCUGCACAAGACGGAUCACCUUCGCGGCAAAAACUAUGUUUUGAUCACGUGACGAAUCGAUGCGCAGCUCCGGAAGCCGCGUUGGGACAAACUUGGGCAUCAGCGACACGAACCGAGCAGCUGCGAUAUUUUCAGGGCUCCAAAGAGAACGGAGAUGUGGUGAAGGUGGUUCAUUUGAGCCCGACUCAGAGGUAUGCGAAAGCGGAGCAACGCGCAGACAGCGGAGCAUGACAGCGAGACCACCGGCACUCUGCUGGACAGCGACACGGACCCGAAGCAGCGCACCGGCAGAGGAGCGGCGGGGCCCGCAGCGGGCGGCCGGCAGGGCCCGGGAGAGGAGCGGAGCAUGGCGAAACCGUUCAGGAGGUUGGGCGUGGUGGGGAAGCUGAAGAGGAUCGUGCUGUUGGUGCUGCUCAUCUACGUUUCCAUUCCCUUCAUCAUCAAGCUGUGCCCGUCCAUCCAGGCCAAACUCGUCUUCCUCAACUUCGUGAGGAUGCCGUACUUCAUCGACCUGAAGCGACCUCUGGACCAGGGACUGAACCACACACACAACUUCUACCUGGAACCUGAGAGCGGGCUGAAGAUCGGAGUCUGGCACACGGUUCCUGCUCAGAUGUGGAGAGAAGCUCAGGGGAAAGAAGGCGACUGGUACGAGUCCAAGUUUAGCUCCUCCCACCCCGUCAUCCUCUAUCUCCAUGGAAACGCAGGGACCAGAGGAGGAGACCACCGAGUGCAGCUGUACAAGGUCCUCAGUUCGUUAGGCUACCAUGUGGUCACGUUUGAUUACAGAGGUUGGGGGGAUUCAGAGGGCUCGCCUUCGGAGAGUGUGAUGACAUCAGACGCUCUCUUCAUUUACGAUUGGCUGAAACAGCGGAUAGACAAAACGCUGCCACUUCACAUCUGGGGACACUCUCUGGGGACGGGAGUUGCUACAAAUGUGGUGCGACGGCUGUGUGACAGAGGAAGUCCUCCUGACGCACUCAUCUUAGAGUCUCCUUUCACCAACAUCAGGGAAGAGGCCAAGAGCCACCCCUUCUCCAUGGUGUACAGGUACCUGCCCGGCUUUGAUUGGUUCUUCCUGGACGCCAUCACUGCCAACAACAUCCGCUUCAGCAGCGAUGAGAACGUGAACCACAUCUCCUGCCCCGUGCUGAUCCUCCACGCCGAGGACGACAGCGUGGUUCCCUUCCACCUCGGCAAGAAGCUCUACACGCUGGCGUCGCAGUCGAAGAGCCUCCGAGGUCACAAGGUCCAGUUCGUUCCCUUCCCCUCCGCCCUCGCCUACAAGCACAAGUUCAUCUACAGGAGCCCGGAGCUGCCAAACAUCCUCAGUGAUUUCCUCGGCACAGCUCAUCCCGUCGCGCAGUGAUGACCUGCAGGAGGCGCUCCGGUCACUCUCAGCGCUCCACAAACAGACGCGUCCCUGCGGGUUCGAUUCCGGCGGCCGAGCUCCCUCGCAUGAACUCAACUCGUCAUUCCUCCUUCCUGUUAGCAUUCCUCCCACAGCGGCACGCAGGGUUACCAUGGCGACUGAUGCUGCAGAGGAGCGGCGGCGGCGUCACGUUUUUAUCUCUGUUUUCUUGUCUGUGUCUGAAUUUUAUCACUGGAAGUUUGGUUACAACUUGAAUUAUGAAUUAAAUAUUUGUUUUGAUUUUUUUUAAAUUAAGUUCACUGUAAAAAUGGAGAAAGUGCAUCAGACAGGAUCUGAGUAUGAGCUGAUGGUGGACAGAAAGUGAACAAACUGUAUUUAAAUAUGAAUAAAAUACAAACGAUGCCUUUAAAAUGCCCCAAAAUGUUUUAAAAAGUAAAAAAUGUCCAAAACGAUUUUAUUAAGGACCAAAAAACAAAAUUUAUC